Molecule: messenger RNA, 1026 nt
Organism: Cokeromyces recurvatus
Lineage: Eukaryota; Fungi; Mucoromycota; Mucoromycetes; Mucorales; Mucoraceae
Exons: 4
Coding region: 22-900 (292 amino acids)
Source: RefSeq, a predicted model, not a curated record
AUUUGCCUUAUAAAUAAUAGAAUGUUAACAGAUAUUAAUAACAUUCCCAUUAAUGAAUCUUUAGAGAAAAAUGGCUUUGUUAUCGUUGAUAACUUAGUCCCUGAGGAUUUAGUUAGUGAACUUAAGGAGGCCUGUGACCGAGUUGUUGAUAAAGCUAGAAAAGGGGAAUGGAAAUAUAGACGUCUUGUAGGUACUCAGUUCCCUCCUUGGACAGAAGGCACUGAUGUCUGGGGUGUCCAACAUCUACUUCACCCAGAUCUCAAUGAAAAUGUGUUUGCCAAAUGGUUGGGAUCUUCAAAACUCUUGGAAGCAGUUGAACAAUUGACUGAUGGAAAACAUGAGGAACUACAAUUAGAAUUAUUUAAUCUUUUGAUAAACCCUCAAGAGUCUGAUUUUGACUUAUCAUGGCAUCGUGAUGCUAUCAAGGCUGAGGCUCCUGUAGAAGAGGAAGAAGAGAAACUUACUGUUCCUCACUUUGGCACUCAAUGGAACACUGCGCUUUACGAUGAUGCAUGCCUUUAUGUCGUUCCUAACUCACAUCGUCGUGUACGAACUGAAGCCGAAAGAGAUAUCACUAUUAAUGAUCCACGAAGUGAUAAAAUGCCAGGUCAAUUGAAAGUCGAAUUGAAGGCAGGUCAAACUGUUUUUUACGAUAAUAAUAUCUUACAUCGCGCUUCUUAUGUCUCAUCCCAAAAGCGCGCCACUCUUCAUGCUUCUAUGGGGAUUAUUCGAGGCGGUCAUCAUCGUGCUGCUUGUAUUCUCCAACAUGAACUUGAUUGGAUGAAUACUGAAGAAUUUAAGAAAACUCUUCCUAAAUCCUUAAUGAAACCCUAUUCGAAUUUGCUUACUAUGGCUGAAAAAGCUGGAAUGUCAAAUUUGUGUGCUAAACCAAUUCAUUAAUUUGAAAUAUCAGUUUGAGUCAUCUUGAUUGUAUUUAAUAAAUAGUAUUUUCUGAAAAAAAUGCUGUAUGUUUUUACCCCAAUAUUUAUUUGUUAUGUAGUACAAUAAACUUGCAAGAAAAAAAAA